UUUGUUAUGAUUUCGAAUUUUGGACAAAAGAUUUCAUCUUUAUUAUUUUCUGAAGGCCAAUUUAUGCAACGUCAAUUAAUUAUCAAAAUGAUAAAGAAGGUGGGGGAAAUAAAUUUGAAGAAGGCAAAAAUAAGUCGACUGAAAAAGGUAUAAGUGAUUUAUUGUCUAGUGGUGAAGGUUUUGCUAUGCCUUUCAAAACUGAAGUAACACCCGAGUUAGUUCCGCAUCAUCAUUAUAAGGAUUGGAAUAAAAGCAAACGUACAGUUACUAGAGACUUGCCUACACUAAAUCUUCUUGAAAAAGAAGAAAUUGAAGGAACAACAGGAAGUUCAACUCUUCUUUCAAUUGCAACAUCUCGAGUAGAUGAACAAAUGCCAUCUUUAGCAACAUUGAAACAACUUUUUGGAGAAGUUCCAUAUGAAAGGUUACCAAUUGUAAUUAUUAAUGCUAAAUAUACAAAUACAAAAAUUUGUGUUACUGAUCAUCAGGGUGUUAUUAUCUGUCAAACUACAGCAGGCAUAGAAGGUUUUAAGAAUUCAAAGAAGAAAACUACUCUAGCUGGACAAGCAACUGGAGCUGCUGCAGCUGCAAGAAUGAUUCGAAGAGGAAUAAGAAUAGCUAGAAUAGUUGUUAAAGGUAUUGGACCUGGAAGAAUGACUGCUGUUAAAGGACUAGCUACAGGAGGAAUUGAAGUAGUUUCGAUAACUGAUAGAACUGCGCUUCCAGAAUUGGGUCCUAGACCAAGAAAGAUAAGAAGGGUUUAA
This is a messenger RNA of Meloidogyne enterolobii, 764 nucleotides long. The record is from the annotation of a GenBank genome assembly. NCBI's taxonomy places the organism in Eukaryota, Metazoa, Nematoda, Chromadorea, Rhabditida, Meloidogynidae.